GAAACGAGUGGGAAGAAAUUCUGUCGACGUGAAAACAUGAACGAUUGUGAUUCCCCGAUCCCCGACUCCCUUGUCGCUAUCUAGAUUGUCCGCUUUGCUUUUAAGUUUUGCCCAAUUUAUACCCUCAUUUCGUCGUAAAUGCAGUUUCGUAUUUUGCAUAAUCGUGUACGGAAUGCAUUCCAACCGGAGUUCCAUAGCGCUACCACUCCCGUAGUGCGAAUCCCACGUUUUGAAUUGUCACGCCAUUUCUGUAGCAGGUGGAAUCAGCGAAGAUAGUUUACAAUCAAGCUGCGUUUAGGUACAGAUUUCUGAAGAUGAAAGUGCGAUAAAGACAAAAUUGUACAACCAUUCGGCCCGUGCUGAUCAGUAAGCUGCCGGCGGCUAAUGAUGGAAUGAAGGCUAUGCUGAUUGAAGACUGUGUAAUGUCAACAUGUGCCACAAUGACAGAGGAUAGAAGCAUAAAUGGAGACAUAAAUAUCAACAGCAAGAAAAGCACUAUUUUGAAUUCCAAUGGCCCGUUCAGUCCAGUUUCAAACUCCAACAUAGACCCUGAUAAUUCUGCGAGUUUUGGAGGCGGGAGACUAAAAUUUUUCAAAGAUGGAAAAUUCAUCCUUGAAUUAUCACAUCAAAAAGAUGGAGAGCGCACAUGUUGGGUGCCUGUGGCUAAAAAGACAUUUUGGCCUACUGUCGGUACUCCUAGACUGGAAAACUGCACUUCAUUCAGUGUUUCAGAUGAUAAUUCUUCAAUUCAAUCAUCACCAUGGCAGAGAGACCACAGUUGGAAACAGUCGAACCCUCGGCGGAAUGUUAGCAAGGAAUUGCAAUUCAUGGUCAGGAUACGACCUCUGCCGCGGAAGUAUUUCUCUUCAUAUUCUGUUCGGAGGAAGCGGAGACGGCCUUACGACCCAACAAAAAUAGAAGUUAAAGAUGAUUCAUCUCAUCAUGCUACUUCCAAGUCUGUGAAAAAGGAGAAAAAAGAAAAGAAUGGGAUUGGUGCAAAAUUAAGCUCAAUUGUAUAUAGGUUAAAAGAGAGAAUACAUGUAUCAGUCGUUAAAACAGAGAAUACUAUUAAUCCUGCAAGAAUUGAUCCUGGCAUUGUCUCACCGCGAAAAAGAAUUCUUCGGGAGUUCGAAAAGGUCAGUUUAGAUGAGAUAGCAGUUUCUACCAAGAGGCAUCGAGCACGGACUGCGCCAGCACCUGCCAAACCUGUAAGCAGUCAUAGUAUUACAUCAAUCCUAGCAAGAGAAGACGAGCCUUCUUUCUUGCGAUCAUUGUUAGGCUGCUCGGGCAGUGAAGCAUCCUCAGCAUCUUUUGAUUCCUCGCAGUCUCGCAAUCCAUAUGUUGUGAAUCCAUCGCCCUCACCAGAGUCAGUGCGCCCCAGUGCUUGCAGUAGUACAACUUCAGUGACACCAUCGCCACCUCCGCCGAAAGCAGGCACUCUUGUUCAGCCACAGCCCACCCACCCGCAAUUUCCGUAUGCGAUGUCCAUGCAUCCACCAUUCUUGCCUCAUCCACAGGCUUCAUUCUACUCAGGUCUAUCUCAUUACAGGAGUUCACCCUCUUAUUGGCCACUGUAUGCCAUGUCUAGUCUCCCUCGAAACACUCUUUAUCCUCCUAUGAUACCAGCGUUCUCACCUCUUAGUCCAUCAUCGUGGACGCCACUAACGCAGCCUGCCAUAGGAGAGUUCAAGAGAGAUGAUGGAUCCUCAGAUGUUCCUCUGAACUUGUCCAAAAAUGCUAGCUGAGCUGUUGAAAGGGCUUCCAGGAGCUGAGUAAGUCAAAGAUUAAACAACUCUAAAAGCUAAGACUGUUUUUUUAGUACAUUAUUGAUUCAUUUGUAAUAUAGUGCCUUGCUACGUGUGAAAUCGUAAACUGGACCUAUUAUAUUUCAGUCAAUAUGUUUAAAGUGGAACAUUAGCUCUGAACAUUUUUAUCCAAGCUUCUGAAGCUAAUCACAUGGGUAAAUUCAGUUUUUUUACCAGAUAAAUUGUGAAAAAAAUAUUUCAUCCAUCAACUUAGAACUUAAUUUUGACAGGGUUCACAAUUCUCUCUUACCAAAAUGAAAACAUGACAGUAGUCCAGAACACAUGACAAAGAUAAACACUGGAAAAACAACCACGCUAGACUAAAAUUAUUUUAAGUUCUUCUUAAGGCCAGGAUACGAGGUCUGUCCGGAAAGUAUCCGAUCUUGUUGAUUAUCUCGCGAUCAACGGUUGAUAAGAGGUUGGAGCUUGGGAUUAUCUUUGCAGGGACUCUCCUGAAUGCAGGUGCACAGCCUUACUUUGGGACGUUGAAUCAGUCGUUGGUAAUUUGCUGAUUAGUGCGUGCUAUACUGCUGUGAUCGUUGGAUUUCAUUUUUUUUAAAAAGAGGAAGUUAAGGAGAGUGGGGUGGGAAGAGUUUGUAAAGAAGAUCAUUACAGGAGACACGUCUUGGGUCUACGGGUACGGCCCUGAGGCAAAAGUGCAAUCUUUAGUUUGGAUUGCACCUGGGAGACCUGGCCUGUAGAAAGCUCAAAAGAGUUGCAGCAAUGUGAAGACAAUGCUGGCCGUCUUCUUCGAUCAUGAGGUGUUGUCCAUCAUGAAUACGCUCCUCAAUGCUCUACUAUCAAUAAAGAGAGCUACUAAGAAACUUUACGUACCUUUAGGGGUCUUGGGGAGCGUAUGCAUGAUGGACAACACCUUCAUGAUCGAAGAAGACAGUCAACAUUGUCUUCACACUGCUGCGACUCUUUCGAGCUUUCUACGGGCGAGGUCUCCCAGGUGCGAUCCAAACUAAUGAUUGCUUUUUUGUCUCAGAGUCGUACCCGUAGACCCAAGACGCGUUACCUGUGAUGAUCUUCUUCUCAAACUCCUCCCACCCCACUCUCCUGAAUUUCGUCUUUUUUAGGAAAAACGAAAUCCGACAAACGCAGCAGAAUAGCAUACACUAAUCAGAAAAUUACCAACGACUGAUUCAACGUGUGAUAAUACGGCUGUGCACCUGCACUCAAGAGAGUCCCUGCAAAGAUAGUCCCAAGCCCCAACUUCUUAUCAACAGUUAAUGGCGAGAUAAUCAAUAAGGUCGGAUACUUUCCGGACAGACCUUGUAUAUUGCGGUCCUCAUAACUCAAUUUUCAACAGAUAAUAAUGAAGAAAGAAAGAGAUUAAAAGAGGAAUAUUAGCUAAAAAUCCAAGUGUUAUAGUUCUAAGUAACCUGUUAAACACAUUGGUUUACCUGUUUCACUCUUAAUUGUGAUAUGUAGAUCCGUAGCUGUCGUUCCUCCGCUGGUUUCUCUCUGUUUAAAUUUUUUCUGGUCCAACUAUCGGUUUUUAGGAUCCUGAAAAAUUCCAGCCUUUUCAAGGACCAAUAAUCUGAACCACGUCCAUUUUUAUUUUUUUCUCCACAGCUAAAUGUGAAGCAGCUACUCCUCCCUGUCAUUCAAAGUUGAUUUUGAGUGUGACUUAGUUGCAAGUUUUAUAAGAAAAAGAAAAAAAAACAAAUGUUUUACAGGAAAAUUUUCUGAUCAAAAUUUAAUUAAUGCAAAUGCUGGCCAGAAACUUCAAGUCAAAUGAGAGGAUUAAUACUGAUUUAAUUUCAUAUUUACAAGUUCCAUUCAUGUAAUACUCGGUAUGGUAGUCACAAACAAUUUCCUCCUAGUAUCCUUCCUACUCAUUUACUUGUCGUCCGUCUUUACAGGCAUCUUCCUCUUUUUUUUCUUUCUUUUUUUCAAUUUUUAACCCUCUUUGAAAUCAAUUCCUUCUUUCCUUACUGACAGCAAUAACACUAAUGAUAUUUUUUGUACAUGCUGAGCUUACUCUCAAACAUGGGUUCAAGAAAAAUAAUUCCAAUGGAAUUUGUUUUCUGCUUUAAUCUAUAUUCUGGUUAGCCUGGCACUGUUGUUUCUCUUUUAUUGCUCAAAGCUAGUGUUCCUCCCUAGGUCAUUUCAAACCACCGAUUUUUUUUGCCUGGCAUUUUCAGCGUACCUAUAGGUACAAUCAUUUGUAAUUUAGGAAACUGUUUUAUUUUUGUAGCAACAAGUCUUGCGUUUUCUCUUUUUGUAUGCAUACUUGUACAUUGUAUGAUAAAUGUAUAAUUUUUGUAUGUUCUGAAGAAUGUACGGUUUGUUUCAACGUAUGUUAAAUUUUAAUAUGUAUUAUAAGACUGCAGUAUGAUUGAGUUACAAGGGAAAAAAGUAAGAGCAAAAGCCAUUUUAAGGAAUGUCACCCAGUUCUUCAAUUUUUUUUUUAAUUCUUUUAAUGCCUGUACUCAAGUGAUGCUUUUUUGAUGAAGGACCUUAAUUUUACCCAAAUAAUGAUUUUAAAGACUGAAAAUAAGUGAUUCUAAUGAAAGUCAUCUCUUUUUCUUUGACUGCAAUUGCUUUUGUUUAUCUCAACAUCCAAUUUCAACAUACACAAGUUUGUUCUAUUUUUCUCUCUUUUGUUUUUUCCAUCAAUGUAUUGAGUAUGUUUGUACUUCUCCUUAUUCAUUUUGGAAGGUGAUUCAAAUUUUAGGUCAGCAGUUAUUUUUACUACAAAUACAUCUUAAGGUCUUAAAAUUUGUAUGCACUUGUAUCUUUGAAGUCUUCAUGUCAUAAUCAUCUAAUAACAUGAAACGUCUCGUGCAAGGGUGUAGAAAGUUCCCAGCCUUCCUCCAAAUUUAAUUGAUCUUCCUCUAUUUUUGUGCAUAAGUCAUCAUCACCACCCGCCAAUAUGUACUCAAAAGAACAAAUUUUCCACCAAACAAUUGGACUUUGACACCGCUAAAAUGCUGUAGAACUCAAAAUUGUGAAAAAAUCUGAUGAGGCUCCCCAAUUUGUCGCUGUAUUGAAAGGAUUUUCAUCAUUUUUUCUCUGUUCUAACAGGGUAUUCACCAUUUCAGGUGACCAGCACGAGAUCGGGCCAGUUGGGUGGUCAGAAACUUUUUGCACCUCUGUUGCGGGCUGAUUAUUGAAAUUGCUAGGCAAAGCUACAGAUAAAAGAAGAUACAAGAGAAAGUAGAACAAACCUAUUGGUAGAAGCAGGUGGUUGCAAUUGACAAAGGAGGUAAGAAAGUGAUUAAUGAAUGGCAGCCUACAAAAUACUCCAUCGUGAGUCCAUCGUUGUCCCCUUUAGUCUAAAGGAACCACCUUUUUCAACACAUUAAAUCACUCCAUCUUCUCUUUGUCCAUCGUUUUGUCUAUCUGUGUCAAUGAUCAGCUUGAUCUUCUGUGCUUUUUGUUUUUGUACCCACGGUUCAACAUAUGCCAGGUAUCUUGAUAAAGUUAAGGGGUCAUAUCUGAAAGUCUUGCAUUUUCUUUUUACAGUCAAGUUUUUUAUUGUGAUGGAUGAGCUUUUCUCACAUUGUGAUCAGUUUCAUGUUAAUGUGAAGAUUCUAAUUGUCUGCAAAUGUGCUUAUUUUCCAAACAUACAUGCCUGUGACUCAGACAAUAGUCAUAUCUGAACAAACAAAAGCAUUCUGAUCUUUGAAACUUUUUAGCCCAACGCAUUCUUUUGAAAUUUUUGUAGGGUGAGGAAAUUUUCUAAGAGUGAGGAAAUCCUGAGACUGAGAUUACUUCUGAUUUUCAGUUCUGCUUUGAAAAACUUUCUACACCCCUGUGAGUACUUGUAGGUGAUUUCCCUCUCUUAUCAGGAGUAGAUUCUUUUGAAAAACUCAGUUUGUCAAAAUGCUGGACACAACCUCUUCUUUUAAUUAUCUAUUCAAUUUUGUUUUGUCUGGGAAAAUCAAAAACUAUUUAAUAUAACGUGUUUUGAAGGUAAACUUACCUUGUACCCGAAGCAAGUCUUCCAAUGUUGAUAAUUAUUAGUUUAAUGGAACAAAUCUUAAGCCUCAGAAUAACAAGGUCACCUUUAAAAGCUGCCAGUCAAGUCUCUGGAAGAAAAAAAUUUUGAAUGUUAUUUUUGUCAUGAAUUGAUUUCUAGACUAAUUUUGAUUUCAUCUAAAUGCUGAAGCCUUCAAAAUGAGCUUGCUUCACAAUUUUUAAUUCUUGCAUUUUUAAAAGUAGGGGACUUUUUAUUCACAGGAAUAUUCUCUCACUUCUUUACAGUAUUAACUCAACAAGUUGAAAACAGCGUAUUUUGAGCUCCCAUCUAAAAGUGCAUCACCCAGAAAGCUACUUAUGAGAUGCGUCUGAAAGUAUCCUUACCACCAUGGCCACAAUCUCGAUUGCAGGAUCCCUCUGCGGCGAUUCAUGGUUCAUGCAGCUGUCAUCAAUGGACAGCCGCAUGUACCAUGAAUUGUGGCUGAUCCCUCAAUUUAAGCUUUGGCUGCGCCGGUAGGGACAUUUUUGGACGCUAUCUUGGCUUUCUGGAUGAUGUGUGUUUAGUUUCGAUUGGAGCUCAAAAUACAUAACUGUGAACUAGUGCACUAGUGCACUUUCCAAUUUUUCAAAAUGCAAGAAUUAAAUAAAAGUUUCAAGAUGAGCUCAUUUUUCAAAAAUGUUUUUUAGUUAGUAUUAUUCAGAUACCUAUUAUUUUUCAAUGCAGUAGUUUGAUUAAAUGUGAGCGCCUAAAAUUUUGGAAUGUUUCCUCCCAUAUUGUAGUCAGUUUCAUGUAAAUGAAUAUGUCAACUUGCGGUACCUCAAUGUUAUUCAAAGUGCCCUCGAUUGACCACUAAGAGAUUUGGAUCCAAAUCCACAGUGCUCAGCUUUUGACAUUGAUCUUUGGGCAACUUUUUGUAAAAUAAAAUCCCUAACCUAAGCCGUCCCACUUUGCAAAGUACCUGUAAAGUGUUCCCCAAGUCCUGAUCUUACUUCAAAUAUUAAGUUGAGUUAAGUUAAUCAAUUUUAAGUUGAGUUUACCUAUAGUACUGCUCAAUUAAUCCUUCCUGUUUUUUUGUUUUUUUUUUAAAUCCACAAUUUUUUCAUUUCGCCAAUCAUGUCCUUUAAUUUGCAAAACUUAAUCAUCAAACUGUCCUCAGUUAAAAUUAUAGCAGUUCAUUCCUAUCCAGUUUUAAAAGUAGCCUUACGAAAGUCAUUAAUAUUCCUUACCUUUUGGACGUUUUUUGGGUGUCUUUCUUCUUUUUUUUUUAUAAAUGUGAUCUUGCUUACCUGCAAAAGUAAAUAAAUCUCAAUAAGUAUAAUUUUUAAUCGUAAGAGGUGCCUACCUACAUUAGUGACUCACAUAAACCUGCAAAAAUGUAUUCUCUAACCAUUAUCUGCUGCAGAGAUAAGUAGAAACAGUGGUAGGUAUUUUCUUCAUUUUGAAGUCAAAUUUGAAGAAUUUUUCAGUCCUAAAAAUAAUAAUGUUAAGUUAACAAAAGAACAAACAAACCGAAAUAGGUUACUUCGAAUUCUCAAGUUGGUGAUCAUUCCAGUUCAUAUAACUUUUUUUAGGAAAAAGCCAAUGAUUCUAUUGGCAUCAUGCUUCUUUGUAUACUGCUUUGUUUGCUUUAAUUUGUAGGAAAGUGGAAGACUCUAUUGUUGUGUUGUCUUUAUUUUGACUGUUCAUUUUGUAUAUAGAAAUGUAGAAUAUGUUAACUCUUGACAUGAAAUCUUCAGCUGUGAUAAACUUUUGAACAACUCGCAGACUUUGUCUCUAUGUAGCAAGUUUUUGGGUUUGUCAAAUGGUGAGUUCUCUCCCCAUCCUUCACUUUCUUCCGCCUUCUCUAAUUUUAUAAUCAACUACUUUUCCAAGCAUGAAUUAAUUAAAAUUAGUUUUCUAAGUACCGAUGUAUUUGAAAUGCUUUAUCCUUACCCAAGAUUGUCUGUGCACUAAGAUCCAAUUGUAACAACUCCCAAAUCGAGCUUGAGUAUUUUUCAAUCAUUCAAUGAAAUUUCAAGCUCUAUUCAAAAGCCUUUUUUUCAUUUUUCUUAGCUGACAAGUUAACCUUUUUAGUUGAUUUUGUAUUUUACUGCAAUUGGUCUGUACUGCAUUGGUGUAUCUUUUUUUGCCAGUUUUUACAAAUAUGUUUCAAAAAGCUAUGAGAGUUCUUUUUUUGGAUUGUAAAGGAGACCGCGAAACGAAAAGAUACAGCCAUGGCUGAAUUUCAAUACUAUUUGAAUAACUGUUCCCCAUGACCCACUGAGUUCAGCUUGCUCUAAUAAUCAAAAUUUCUCUGUGCCAAUUUAAAGGAGAGCUGGUCUGAAUAGUGAAUUUUUCAUAAUUUAUAUACAAAGAAAUACACUACUUAAUUUCCGUGUCAGAUCCACAGAUGGGUCAGUUCAUGGAAAUUGGUAUGACGCUCAGCCCAUGCAGUUGUCAAGCAGAAAAAUUUGGGUUCGUUUAUUAAAACAUUUAAAACAUUGUUUAAAACAUGUUUAAAACAUUUUAUUAAAACAUAGGUAUACGAGUAAGUAACAUCUUUCCCAUUCCUGCGGCCAGUAAAGAAUAGAGAGCUUUCUUUGAUCACCAAUUAGGUGUCGCAACAUCUCUACUAGAUAAUGUUUACAAAUAAGCUAAAAAAUAUCUCUUUUAAGACCCCGUAUUCUGGAAUUUGUCACUUAAAAGUUUCGAUUUUUUCAAAUUGUUGUGCUCAGGAGGUCGGAGAGAACAUUAUAUUAAAUAAUAAUAAAGUUUAGAAGGCGCCAAAUCCCUUCAUUUUAUUUGCAAUCUUUUUUUCUAAUAUGAUACACCUACACAAUUCACAAUUAAUCAGCUCUAUGUUCAAUUUUUUUAUAUGUUUUAGCUCGUUACUUUAAUAAAUUUUAGAAAAUUACAAUCAAUAAUUUUCCUAGGAAGGCAUCAUCAAUUUAAUUAUAUUACUUUUUUUGUCUGAAAAAUUUGACAAAAAUUCUUUGUAAGUGUGGUAUUGAAGUUUAAAGUAAUGAUUGCGUUCUCGAAGAGCCACUAGAUUUUGUUUUUGAAUAUGAUAUCCAAAAAUUUGCUAUUAGAUAGAACUUUCUUAAAUACCAUCCGAUCUUCCUUGAUAUUUUUAUGUUACUACAUAAAGGAAAUUUACAAGAGAACUAGAGGAACCCUUACGCCUAUCUAUAAAAUCAGCCAUAUCAUCUAUCUGUAAGCUUAAGUCCUGCUGAAUAAGUUUACACAUUCUUAGAGUUUGAUAGAAGAUCAGAUGUCUUUAGUAUCGCAUUGGAAGUAGAUUCAAGAUUCAAACUGGCGGUUUUUCUAUCUCCUUUCGAUAAAACAUAAAUUUAUCUGAUGUGGACUCAGUGAGGAGUCUUAUUGCCUCAAGUAGUGAGCAUAGUGUCUAAUAAGGAUAUCUGAGAAAUCAUGAAGUGUCACAAAGUAAAGGACCCCGCACUUUCGGAAAUGGGAUCUUAUUCCCACGCCAAUUUUCCAUUUUCUCAUUCCAUUGCAUUGGUUGAUUGAUGCUGAUGUAAAGUCAUAAUAGCGCCAACUCUCUUCAAGCCACUGUUUUCCUACAAUUUGCUGUUAAAGUCUUGAUAAAAUGCCCAUAUAAUUAAGCCAGCGCGGCUAGAAUGAGUCGAAAAGAUCUCUGUUCCUCUCAGUACUCAAGAAUUAGCUGUAUGCAACUCAAGGGAAACCCUGCUCAGCACAUAUCUGUCCUUCUCUCUUUAUCUCCCUCCUACCCUUGUAUUUUUGGCAACAUUGAACGAUAAAUAAUGUAAGAACUAGGGUGAGAGGUAAGGAAACAAGUGUGAGAACGCGUGAAAGCGUGGAAAGAAACUGUUUUAGACAGUGGAAUGAAAAAGCAUGCGAAAUCCGAAAUAAGACUGCCCCCUCAGUGGCAGAGACCACUGACCACUUUUAGGUUUACAUUUUUCAACGCAUGACUUCAUCCACAAGGCAAAUUAUCAAAACUUAAACUGCAAACUGCAGGGAAAUGGUGGCUCCUAGACAAUUGCGACGGAAUAAAAUGAUUAAAAAUCGGCGUGUGCACAAGAUCCCAUUUCCAGGCGUGAUGGGCCUUUUACAAAGAACUCAAAAGUUUGGUCUCAUAUGAAAAUUUUCAUAAGCAAAUUUUUAUAGGUUUCCUAACAUCACACUACAAUUCUCCCUGUUCACUCAAUUUUUGUAUUUUUAUAAAAUUCUAUUUUUCUUUUUGUCAGCAAGAAAAGAAAAAGUCUACUUAUUUUUUUAUUUUUUCAAUUUUCUACAUUUAAUGAGUUAGUAAAGUCUAAGAGGAAUGAGCUCUUGAACAGUCUUUUUUACAGUUCUUGAUCCAUGAAAAUGAAACAUUCACUAAAUUCUCCUAUGAGUGAGUCUCUACAGAGGACCAAGUUUUUAAUUUGGAAGUUGGCCACAAUGUGCUCAAACAGAACUGCUUACAAAACUGGACGUACGCAUCAUGAAAGCAAAAUGGUGACUGUAGCACCGACCCUCUUACUGUCUCCAUGCUUCAUUUGGUCCAUUUUUCUGUUGAUAUUGCAUCAUUGUAUGGAAGGCCAGGUUAGCUCGGUGCUAUUGUGAUAAUGUUAAAGUGAGAUUCUAUUAUAUUACACACAGUGUAAGGAAUGUGAAUGUUAUGUGUCCUGAAGCACAAUGGAAGAGAAAUCUUGUCUCUUGAUAAGUUAUAAGAAUGAAUGAGCGACCACCAUGUUUAGGGAAACGGAGUGCACACUCCUACACCCUCGGUAGGCAAUGAUUGUGCACCUCUUUUUCUCUGCCCACGUCAUUGGAGAUUUCUGUUUUACAAAGAGGAAUUAUUUGCUAGUUCCGGCUCAUGGUGUAUUUGAACAAAAUUAAAUACAAUUUGAAUAACUAGAGAUGAAACCCUCAGGGUCUUGAAGUAAGCUCCUUUCACUAACAUUCCAGUUCAAGACUGAAAUAUUUCAUUGAGACCCUGCAGAACAAAAUCCCCUCGAAGUGAUUGAAGAAUCAAAUUUGAAAGCGCAAAAGGAGAAAAUCCCCCAUACCUCUUCCCCUCUCUGGGGUGAAUUUGUAGUUAUUGUUCCCUGGCAUUAGAAACUAUAUUCCUGGAAUUUUCAAGACCCCAAAAGAUUUUCUGAAUAAUAUUGCAGUCAAUUACAAUGCCAAAGCAGGUAUUUCACUACUCUGUUCUCAAAAACUUCCUGUUUAGAUGAAUCUUUUCUCCUCAGUGAUGCCCAAUGGUUGAAAAUGUUUGUUCAUAAUAACUCAGAUCGAAAGCAUUUUGUACAAUGUAAUUUUGAAAUGACCAGCAUAGGUCGAUCUUGUUUUAUAUCCGCCCUAUCAUGGACAAAGAUUUUUUUUUCCCUCUUUCUUUGGGUAGUGUUUAAUGGAAUUGAUGUUCCUGUGAAUAAAUUUAUGUUUCAUUCUCCUAAUAAAAAAAAAAAAAAAGAUAAGGAAAUAGGAAGUUACACUUUUAGUUGGGUCUCUCUCAAACUUUACACGGACACAAACCCACUCAGUACCAAUGAUUUCUGUGAAAUACCUAUACUUUACAUUAAGUUCAAACUCUCGUUAUUCCAUUGAAACUUCUCUUCUCGAGGCUUUACUGAGGUUUGGAUCAAAUGCUUAUCACACAAAUUUCUCCUGAAGUUCUUGCAUCCGUGAAGAUGUCCAUAUCUUUAUUUGAAGGCUGCCCCUUUAAAAUUGGUGGUGAAUCAUAACGUGUUAAAAAUAUGAAUAUUUUAGGAAUUUUAUUUUUUUAUCUCUUGUCAACUUUAGUGAGGUAUUUUAUAAUAUCCUAAAAAUUGUUCUAGACAAUACUCAUCUCAAAGUGUUCCUACUAAUUUAAAAGAAAAAGAAACUUCGUUUAUAUACUUCAUAGAAACGUAAUUAAAUGGUACGUAUUUAUUUUAAUGAUGAAACUUAAAUCUAUUUUUAAACUGAAAUUUUUGAAAUUAUUUUGCAACUUUGUCAUAUAUAUGUUCAUCGAUGGCGCCCCUUGAUAAUGUAUGAACUUAAAAAUAUUGAAGAGAAUGUGUGAGCCAACGAAUUUCCCCCCUCUUCUCUUUUAUAAUUUUGUAAAGUGUAACUGAUAAAUUGUAAAUAGACUGUAAUGUACAUUCUCUUUUGUAGCAUUAAAAGAUUAUAUAUUUUGAUUCA
Bemisia tabaci is the source of this 11868-nucleotide messenger RNA. RefSeq names its product transcriptional corepressor hairless (gene H). The record is from RefSeq and is a predicted model, not a curated record. NCBI's taxonomy places the organism in Eukaryota, Metazoa, Arthropoda, Insecta, Hemiptera, Aleyrodidae.